Molecule: messenger RNA, 369 nt
Organism: Ustilaginoidea virens
Lineage: Eukaryota; Fungi; Ascomycota; Sordariomycetes; Hypocreales; Clavicipitaceae
Exons: 1
Coding region: 1-369 (122 amino acids)
Source: RefSeq, a predicted model, not a curated record
AUGCAUCUCCUACGCUCUAUUAUCGCCCUCGCCACCCUCCUAGCCCCCCUUGCUAUAGCUGCUCUUACUCUCGGUAGUGCUAUCCAUGAGGACGACGUUCAACGCUUCAAUCGUCUUAUGAAGCGGGUGGAGGAUAAUGGCGAACAAUAUGAGACGGUCUAUAGAGACGAUAGAGAAUUAGUCAUUAUUUACGUCGAAAAGAACGGCAAAAUCACGACCUAUCAGGUCUUUAGGGCCAGCAAAAACGCUCCUGCAUUUUUCCGAAUGCACCCAACCGAUGGUGGAAAGAGGCCGCAGAAGGGUCGCAAGGUCGGAAAGGGUCGGAAGGUCGUAACUAGCCAAUCACUGGGCAGUCGUGGACUAGAAUGA